AUGGAGGAGAGUCGUGUGCCGGAGCAUGAGAUGGCAGCAGGAGGAACAGCAGGAGCGGCAGGAGGCGCGGCGGCCGCCAACAGCUCCCUCGCCCCCCCCGCUGCCCCCACCACCUCCCCGGCGGUGCCCCCCGUGGUGAAGCUGGGCCUGACGGUGGUCUACACCCUGUUCUACACCCUGCUCUUCGGCUUUGUGUACGCCCAGCUGUGGCUGGUCCUGCGGUACCGCCACAAGCGCUUCAGCUACCAGACGGCCUUCCUGUGGCUGUGCCUCCUGUGGGCGGCGCUGCGGGCCCUGCUCUUCUCCUUCUACUUCAGGGACUGCGGCCGGGCCAACGCGCUGGGGCCCCUGCCCUUCUGGCUGCUCUACUGCCUCCCCGUCUGCCUGCAGUUCUUCACGCUCAGCCUCAUGAACCUGUACUGCGCUCAGGUUUACUUUAAGGCAAAGUCCAAGUACACCCCAGCUCUACUCCGAUACAGGCUGCCGCUGUACCUGGUGUUUGCCGGGGUGAGUGCGCUCUUCCUGGGGGUCAACCUGGUGUGUGCUCUGCUGGUGAAGACCUCCUGGGCGCCCGUGAAGACCCUGGUGCUGGUGCGCGUCACCAUCAACGACAGCCUCUUCGUCCUGUGCGCCAUCUCGCUGUCCGUCUGCCUCUACAAGGUGGCCAAGAUGUCCCUUGCUAGCAUCUACCUGGAGUCCAAGGGGACGUCGGUGUGUCAGGUGUCUCUGAUUGGCACCACGGUGAUCCUAUUGUACGCCAGCAGAGCCUGCUACAACCUGCUGGUGCUCGCCCUUGCAGACAUCGAGAAGAUGGACUCCUUCGACUACGACUGGUACAACGUCUCGGACCAGGCCGACCUGCGCUCCUCGCUGGGGGAUGGUGGCUACGUUGUGUUUGGGGUGGUGCUUUUCGUCUGGGAGCUCCUACCCACUUCCCUGGUCGUGUUCUUCUUCAGAGUCCGUCGCCCCCCACAGGAUGGGAUUGCUGCAGGGAUUCCCCACCAUGUGUUAUCAUCCAGAAGGUAUUUCUUCGACAACCCUCGUCGCUAUGACAGCGAUGACGACCUUGCAUGGAGCAUCCCUCCUCAGAACGCGUCCGCCAGCCUACCAUCAGACUGCUACGACUGGGGGAGUCACCACAGCUUCAGCACCACCAACCACCAGAGGUACACCACCGCCACCACAGAGGAGCUACACCCCUACCCAUGA
Molecule: messenger RNA, 1209 nt
Organism: Gadus chalcogrammus (walleye pollock)
Lineage: Eukaryota; Metazoa; Chordata; Actinopteri; Gadiformes; Gadidae
Product: G protein-coupled receptor 137Ba-like
Exons: 7
Coding region: 1-1209 (402 amino acids)
Biological process (GO): negative regulation of bone resorption; regulation of autophagy; positive regulation of TORC1 signaling
Cellular component (GO): lysosomal membrane
Source: RefSeq, a predicted model, not a curated record